AAUAUUUUUCAAGUGUUUCAGGUUGCAUCAUCAGGAUAUAACUUCGAACAAUUUUUAUUACCUAUUUACACUAUAAUUGUUUCUAUAUUGUAUAUGUUUUUGUCUAACUUUGUCGGACAAGAAAUUAUAGAUCAUAAUAAUGAUGUAUAUGCUGCAGCAUAUAAUGUCUGCUGGUAUACAGCUCCUCUACAUAUACAAAAGCUAAUACUGUUUCUGUUGCAAAGAGGUAAUAAAGCUUUUGGUCUAAGCAUCGGUGGAUUGUUUAUAGCAUCUUUAGAAUGCUUUGCCACGCUGAUAAAGACAUCUGUAUCUUACUUUACUGUUAUGUAUUCAGUCUGAUAAUAACAGUAAAA
This is a messenger RNA of Camponotus floridanus (Florida carpenter ant), 353 nucleotides long. RefSeq lists its product as uncharacterized. The transcript is spliced from 4 exons. The coding region runs from base 94 to 339 and encodes 81 amino acids. Gene Ontology annotation, molecular function: olfactory receptor activity; odorant binding. The record is from RefSeq and is a predicted model, not a curated record. Gene Ontology annotation, biological process: sensory perception of smell; detection of chemical stimulus involved in sensory perception of smell. Gene Ontology annotation, cellular component: plasma membrane. Lineage: Eukaryota; Metazoa; Arthropoda; Insecta; Hymenoptera; Formicidae.